This is a messenger RNA of Oncorhynchus keta (chum salmon), 8430 nucleotides long. RefSeq names its product microtubule-associated protein 4-like. The transcript is spliced from 18 exons. Bases 90 to 4472 code for a protein of 1460 amino acids. The record is from RefSeq and is a predicted model, not a curated record. Gene Ontology annotation, cellular component: neuron projection. Gene Ontology annotation, biological process: microtubule cytoskeleton organization; neuron projection development. Lineage: Eukaryota; Metazoa; Chordata; Actinopteri; Salmoniformes; Salmonidae. Gene Ontology annotation, molecular function: microtubule binding.
UGCAGUUCGGGAGGCGGUAUCAUUGUGGUGGCAGCGACACUCGGAGACUCCCGACAAAAUUGUUUUUAAAAAGUGUCAGAAAACGAACCAUGGAGGAGCUGGACCUGAGUCUGAGUGAUGCUCUGACGGACAGCGUCCCCCAGGAGGGUCCAGAGGGCCUGGUGGGGAGAGACUUCGUGGCCCAGCUAGAAUCCGAGGCCUUCGUUGACCAGGUGGGCGAAACGGUGGGCAAGACCGACUACAUCCUCCUGAUGGACAAUGAUGGGAUCAGGGCAGGUUCUAAUGUGACACCGGGGGGACAGAUAUCAGCUUCGCGCCCAGAACCACAGGGGGAAGUGCGUCCCAAAUCGGCAGAGCACCAGGUCUUUGCCGCAACAGAUUUCCUCUCAGGCUCCAUGGCGGGCGUCCCUGAUCAGUGGAGCUCCCAGCCCAACAUCCCGCCCCAGAUGAUGGAUAGUGGACUGAUAAGAGAUUCCUCAGGUAGAGUCCCUCCCUCAGGUUUCUCCCAGCAUGUCAUGGGGGUGAAUAUGGACAUGGGGAUGGCUCUACUGUCAGCAGAGAGGCCUCCCAGCAUCGCUGAGCACCAGACGCCCAAGGACAUGUCUACAGGUGCCCUGGGCGAUGGCUGGACAGACAAGGUUUGCAUUCCCACCGACCUGCCGUUCACCCCAAGCUCCUCCACAAUGAUCAGUCACCAUGCAAGCCACCUGGCGGCCAGCCCCGAGGACCUUCCUGACUGUGGCUGGCCCCACCAAGAGGCCUUGGCCAUGGGGGAGGAGAUGGAGAGCAACGAGGGAAAUGACUGCAAACAACAACAACAGCAGAAGAAGAAGAAGAAGAGGAGGCCCCGAGACGAGGUGUACGACAGGGGCCAACCGGAGACUCAGGCUGAGAUCCCGUCAGAGGGCCACCACAGGGUCACCCCCCGCAAGGACAGGGACAGGAUGGUGGGGGGCUGGGAGCGGGAAGAGCCAGGGAGGAGUGGAGGCAGGGGAAAGAGGGGCAAGAGCAGGAAGAAGCUUCCAGAAGAGUGGGGGUUUACAGCCGAGCCCUUCGUGCCCUCCUCUGCAGCUCACCUACCCGAGGGGGUGUUAGACCAACUAGCGCCCCCCAUCGUCCACCCCCGGCGCCUGGAGAACCCCUGCUCUAGCAUGGGUGACAUGGGUCUGAUCCCUGCCAGUGAAGACCUCUUCCCUUCAUCUCUCACCCAGAAUCUGCUUCCUCUCAUGGCCACAACCUCCCCUCCACCUGCCAUGGCCUGCGAUCUCCUGCCUACCACCCCCGUCUCCAUCCCCACCAGUCAGGGAGACUUUUCGCCCAGAGGCUCCUUCCCCACAUGUCCUGGAGACCCAUUCACCGCCAGCUACCAAGACCUGCUUAUGGAUACAGAGACUGCCAGCCUGGGUAAUGACAAAGAGGCUUUCUCCCCAACUUUUUCCCUAGAUUCCCUAGUUCAUGAGUCAGGGGUCAAAGUGAUGUUUGAUCAUGACACCUCAAUGCAGGAUGUCCAUAUUGAAGAUGCUGUGAGUUUUAGCCCCACCCACCAACCAGAUAGUGGCCUAUCACCAUUGGAGAAGCCUAGUGAGCUCACAGCGACCGCACCCCCUUUCUCCCCCUCCGACAGCUCCUGGCUCAUCAACGACUACCACUUCAACAACAACUGCUUUGAGUUCAGUGACAUCACUCCAGGGCACUCCCUACCUGUGGGCCUGGCCUUCGACACACCCAGCCCAGUCCCGCUCCGCUCCCCCAAAACCGUGCCUGAAUUCUACCCCAGGGGGGGCAAAAAGGCCAAAUCCCCAUCACAGAAGAUACCCAAGAAGUCCCGCUCCUCCUCCUCAACUUCCACCAAAAGCCCCACCUCACCAGGUUCCAGUCUGAACCCCACCGCCCAGUCUUUCUUCCCCUGCUUUGCCAACCCCACAGAGCCCCUCACCGUGGUGGUGACCCCAAUGUCUGAAGUAAAAUCCAAUAAGAUGGACAAACCAGAGAAAGAGGAGAAGAUGGACAACUUCGAGAAGUUGGACCAAUUUAAGAUGCUCGAUAAACUAGACAGAGUGGAGAAGAAGGAUACGACUGCGAAGACUGAAGCGUCAGUGAAGGUGGAGUACGCAGUCCCACUGGACAAAGAGGAGAAGAUAGAUAAAAUGGACAAGGCAGAGAAAACAGAAAAGCUGGAGCCAACAGAUAAGGCAGAAAAUACAGAUGAAGAAGACAAAUCAGAGAAGAUGGAUAAAAUGGACAAGGACAAGAAGACUGACAAGGUAGAGAAGAUGGAUAAAGUGCAAAAGACUGAAAAAGAAGAAAAAACUGAGAAGAUGGAUAAGAAGACUGACAAGGUAGAGAAGAUGGAUAAGGUGGAAACACCUGAGAAGACAGAACAGAAAGAACAGAGUAUUGAAAAAGUGGAGAAGACCCCAGAAAAACAGGAGACAUCGGUGAAGUCGAACACAUUUGACAAGAUGGAAACACAGUCUGACAAGGAGGAGACAGCCCAUGUUGGAAAGGUAACAGUAACAGCUGAGAAAAAAACAGACAGAGCAGAGAAGCCCACAGACAAAGUGGAGGAGGAGAAGACAGAGAAAACAGACAAGGUGGAGGAGGAGGAGAAGAAGAAGAAGACAGAGAAAACAGACAAGGUGGAGGAGGAGAAGACAGAGAAAACAGACAAGGUGGAGGAGGAGAAGAAGACAGAGAAAACAGACAAGGUGGGGGAGGAGGAGAAGAAGAAGAAGAAGACAGAGAAAACAGACAAGGUGGAGGAGGAGGAGAAGAAGAAGAAGACAGAGAAAACAGACAAGGUGGAGGAGGAGAAGAAGACAGAGAAAACAGACAAGGUGGAGGAGGAGAAGAAGACAGAGAAAACAGACAAGGUGGGGGAGGAGGAGAAGAAGAAGAAGAAGACAGAGAAAACAGACAAGGUGGAGGAGGAGAAGAAGACAGAGAAAACAGACAAGGUGGAGGAGGAGAAGAAGACAGAGAAAACAGACAAGGUGGGGGAGGAGGAGAAGAAGAAGAAAGAGAAAACAGACAAGGCGAAGGAUGAGAAAUCCGAGAAAAAAGAGCUUAAAAGUCCUGAGAGGAAAAUGGACAAGAUAGCAGAGACAGCUGAUAAGGCCAAAAAAACUGCAAGUAAACCUUCAACCAAUGGGAGCGGUGCUGCACCAAGCAGGGACCUGCCAAGUCCAGACAGGAAGACCAAGCCUGUUGCUGGGGCAACCAAACCGAGCGCUGCUAAGCCGCGGCCGAGCUCGGCAGCAUCCGUCAGUGCUGCCGCCCCCAAACGCCCCACCCAUUCCUCCACCUCAGCCACACUCAGCAAAAAAACGCCCAUGCCCAAGGCCCCCACCCCCACCACUGCCCACAAGCGACCCUUGUCCGCAGCCAACCUCUCCACGUCUGCCGCCGCCACCUCCACCCCUGCGUCCCGUGAGGUCAAGUCUAAGACCACAGAGAGACGUCCUCUAGUACCAAAGGCGACCACCACCUCCACGGCUCCAAAUGCUGCCCCUAAAAAUGUCUCUGCUACCACGGCAACCAGUAAACCAGCCAUGGCUCCCCGCACCGCCACAAGCACACCCGCAACCAGACGCCCCCUGGCAUCAAAGACUGACAGCAAGCCAGGAGAGGAAAUCAAGCCCAGCACUCUGAAGUCAACAACAGCUGACUCCACCCGGCCCCGGAUCAGCACCACCAAUGCCACCCCCCGUGUCCGCCCCACCACCACCAAACCAGCCCCCGCCCCCUCCUCCACAGUACCAGAGAAGAAGCCCCCUGGGCCCCGUGUCCCCCGUCCCACCUCUAACACCACCUGGGGCAAUGUCAGCGCCUCGGGGACCACCUCCCACCCAAGCACAGCCCCCGCACCUGACAUCCGCAACGUGCGCUCCAAGAUCGGCUCCACGGACAACAUGAAGUACCAGCCCGGAGGGGGGAAGGUCUCUGGCAGGAGCGACGCCCUGGGCCAAGGCUCCUCCUCCAAAGAGACCAGACAGGCCAAAGUUCAGAUAGUCACCAAAAAGCUGGACUUCAGCCACGUCACCUCACGCUUGGGUUCCAAGGACAAUAUCAAGCAUGUUCCUGGUGGAGGGAAGGUUCAGAUACUCAACAAAAAGGUGGACUUAAGCAAAGUGACAUCAAAGUGUGGCUCCAAGGCCAACAUCAAACACAAGCCUGGGGGCGGCGAUGUGAAGAUCGAGUCCCAGAAAGUGAACUUCAAGGAUAAGGCUAAAUCCAAAGUGGGUUCAAUGGACAACCUGUGUCACGGGCCCGGCGGUGGCAACAUCGAGGCUGAGGGGGCCCAGGAGAUAGCAGAGGGGAAUGAGGUUCCCCCCAGUGAUACCCCAGUUCCAGCCACGGUGCCAGGACAGGCAAGCAGCCCCUCCCGGGAGAAUGGGGUAAAGGAGGAUGCCCCCUGCCAGGACCUCCAUGACCCCCAGGGCCUGGACUCAAGCAUCCCCGAGACAAAUUGAGUCUUUCAAGCUCAACUUCUGCUAGAACGCCUGCUCUCGCACGGAUCACGGCGCCGACAUCAUAACCUGGCCAGCCCCAGACAACAGCCCCUCACACCUGCAACCCAGUGUCUCUCUCAAUGACUUCCUGGCCUCUGCCGGCUACCCCCAGCCCCUUCCCUCUUCCCCCCGCUAGGGCAUGGGGCAACGGCACACUAGCAGGACUCGGAUCAUGACCCUCAACCCCACACCCCAGUUCCAAAUACCUCACCCUUCCUAUGAUCUAAUUCAUGUAUCAUGUUAUUACGCCUACCCUGCGCUACCUACCUACCGCUGUCCUGUUCCCAUUGGCUGAGCUGACAUUGUACAUACAGUAGACCAAGCUUCAGGCAGGGUGGGAUAUCAAUGGGAGGGUAACGGAGGCUUGCCAUGUUCUCUCUGAUUUGUCUGGUUGUGCUAAUCUUGUUUUCUGUUGGUCCCUCUGAUCAGGUGAUGGGAGGGGCGAUGGGCUGUGUUGUAUAUGAACCUUUUCCUUCCUGGCUUUCUGACAACAGCGCUCAUUUUAGAUCAUGUUUCCUGGUCUCUACAAGAGCAGAACAUGGCAGUCACAGUAGCAGACGCCAGUCAUGUCCAGUAUUACAGUAUGUACUAGUGCCGUUUUAGUGAGAGCGUAAUCUACCAGGCAACAGCGGCCUUGAACAAACCUGUUUGCUUCGUACAGACACCCCCAUAGACACUACCCAAUGGGAAACCCUCCUAGACUCACCUGUGGGUUACGUACGGAGAGUAAUAUGUGUGCAGCACCCCUUUACUUGUGAGCAUGUAGGGCUGCCGUGUGUUCCCAAUAACCAUUGAUUAUUCACUCAGUAUUCACUAACCAUCAAUUCACUCACUGGUUCACCUCCCUCCUCUCUUCACUGUCCAUCAUCAGAGCAUUUGAAACUAGUAGACUGUUUGAACAGUAGGCUAUUUAACUCUCUUUAAUCUAUGUGUUUGUGAUGGUGUGUUUGAGUCAAUUCUGCUGUAACAAUGAGCUGUGGUGUUCUGUUCCGUUUACUCUCUCUCUCUCUCUCUCUAUUUCUCUCUCUCUCUCUAUUUCUCUCUCUCUCUCUCCUUUGGUUUAUUUUCCUCAUCUGUUUUGGUAGAAGGUUUUUCUCAUCGUUUCCUUCUUUAUUAGUAUUCUUUCUCGUACAAGCAAUACGCUGGAUGGUCUAUUUACCGUUAGGACUCAGAGAGCUUCUUGUAUACACGCAAACAUUUAUUUUUUAUUGAAACAAAGGCACACAGUCAUGAAGACGCAACUCUGUUUAGGGCUUUGAGACCGAGGAAGCAUGUUGGGAAUGUGAGGAGGGAGAUAAAGACGGAUAAGAACAGAGAGACAACGAACACUGAGGCGUAGUGAAAGACGUGUCCACUUCAGUGUGUUAAAACCACAAUGUGAUGGCAGUGGAACAUUCCAUGUUCAAAACAGUUUGCUUAUAUAAUAUGUACAAACUGUUCUGAAUGUUCCACUGUCAGAAUAGUAGUCUGGGAAAGUUGAAGAAAGUAGAGUUUGGAAGCUUUUAUUUUGAAUACAGUACAAGGGACUUGUGUGAAGAUGAGUUAUUUGAAGGGAAGGGUGUUGGAAAUUGGUGGAGCUGUGUGUCUUGUACGUGCCUCCUGUCCUGUUUACCUGAAACUGGGAUGGAACUCGGGCUGGAAGCUCAAGCUGAUGGGCCCUUGUCCCUGGAGAGUAACAGACCCGUCAAGCCGCCUGGUGGCUCUGUAGUCUGAUUAGGAUUUACAAUAAUUCUAUUUUGUAACUAAUCCUUGUUGUUGUUCCAGUUCAGCUCUUUUCUGAGGGUUCUGGUCAGUUGUUUUUUGACAGUUAUAAGUGGACUAGCUGAAGGACUUCUCUUGGCAGUGGAACAUUUGAUGUGGCUUAUUGUACAUGUAGUAAUGUAUCCAACGAUUGCCUCCAAUUGCUUUAUUUUAGUGCAUGGCAAGGUAAUAUCAUGCCCAGAGCAGCAAGCCUAUGUGAAUUAAGACUUGCAGUGUUGUGGUUCAGUAUAUUUGUCCUUGGGGGCAAAUCAUAGUCAGUGGUUUAUCUUUCCUUAUUAUUGCGUUCUUUGCUUUAGACAGUGGGCAGGAAGAGAGUCAGAGGCUGUCAUUUUGCCUGAAAAUUCUAUUGCGGUUUGGUAUAUAAAUCAGCUAUACGUUCAUCGGGUUUAUUUGUGUUGUACUCAAAAUGAGGACAGUACAUCAAGUAAUGUUUUUGAGUAAUGAUCUGUUUUCCCCCCACGCCCUGCUAAUUCAAGUCAAAAUGUAGACCUCCUAAAAGUAGCACCAACACUCCAAUAUGUGCAAGAAUAAUACAACUGACAUUUUUAAUAUCCUCUUAAAUCAGAGGUAUGGAAACUAUUAAAAGCACCUUAAAGGCUUGAAUAUAUCAAAGAGGGUUCACCGUGAUGGAAAUGUGUAUUUGAUUGAAGGUAGAGCUAUCCCUGGAUAUGUCUGCAAUGCAUAGGGGCCACUUAACCAACACUGUUAAGGAGCUUAGCACACUCCUGUACAGCAUAGAACUGUGUUUCAUCUUGAUGGCCUCCCAUUUUGCUCCUAGGACCACCAUGAAAUAUUGAUUGAGGGUAACAAUCUUUUGAGAUGUGUGGAAUAAUACCCAGAGCCAAAUGUUUUAAGAAAAUAGAUUUUAUUGUUAUCAACAAUAUUUUAUUUGGAAAUUCUAUAGGAUUGUAGAUAUUGAUAUUUGAGAGGUUUGUCGUGCAUCAGAGGAGCGCCUGCUGAGGUGGAUCGUAGUAUGGCCUCUGGUGCCACGUUCCUCUUCUGAUGGGGACAUGUCCUCCUUGUGCCUGUCCACAACCACUUUUAUUAUCUCUUUCACCCCUGGUCUUCAUGUUCUCUUUGAAAUCUCACGCAUUUUUUUUUUUAGAAAUAUAGAUUUUGACUGUUUAUACACUAUUUCGCCACAGCUACAACAACAAUAUGAAAACAACAAUUGUGUGUGUGGGGGGGUGUAAUAAGGAUGUUAAGUAUAGCUUUUAUGUUCAUCUACCUUUAACAGAUUUAAUGGUAAUGAGUAAUAUUAAUUAUUAUUAUUAUUGAGCAAGUCUACCUUUUUUCCAAGAAAAGGGCUGCUAAAGUAAAAGAAUGUUCUGGAGAUUUAGUGUACUAAAGAAACAACACUUUUUCUAUGUGUAUUUAUCUUGUGUAUUUAUCUUGUGUAUUUAUCUUGUGUUCCCAUUGGUGUGUGGUGGUUGGGGGAGUGUUAGAGGGCUUAUGGAAGGCAUAGUGGGGUCUGGUCCAGUUUGUGCAUUGCUGUCUAUUGAACAGCCUUUCUUUCACAAAUUGUAAGAGUUUUGUUAACUUUCACAUAACCUUUGUCCAUCCCCACAACCCCAGUCUUAAGAAAUUGAAAUACUGUUAUUUACAGGAAGACCUUUUUAGAUGUGAUUUUGACAUUGUAGGAUACAGUGGACGACCUUGCGUUGAUUUGAAAACAAGAUACAUGUAACACGAAAGGGAUUGAAACUAAUAUGUAUGAAUUUCACUGUAUAACAUACAAAAUGGGUGGAAGAGGGAUUAGAAAUCAGAGUUUGUAUCGGGUCAUUUAGUAACAUUGUUCUGCCCUGGAGUAUCAUGGAAAGCUCCACGUCCUAACACACCUUUGUGUAAGACUAAUAGCAGCUGUCAGGUUUGGCUUGUGUUAUACUUAGAGUUCUCCAGUGAUGCAACAAUGAGCUCCAUAGAUCUGCUUCUAGCUGUUAGCUCACACAAAGUGUACUGAUAGAAAACACCUACUCAAGAGCAGAAACUAUUGGGAUGUGUUAGGAUGACUUAUGUCAAUUUAUUUUGUUUUGAUUUUUGUUUUUUCCUUCAUUUAGAAUUUAUUUUUGGGGGGUUUUGAAAGAAGUGUUUGUUGUGGUUAAUUGUUCAUUAGUGAUGUGAUUAUUAAAAAUGUAAUAAAAUACAAAUGUUUAAGAUA